AAUAGAUAGAUAGACAGACAGACAGACAGUCAUACAGACAGACAGACAGACAGACAGACAGAUAGAUAGAUAGAUAGAUAGAUAGAUAGAUAGAUAGAUAGAUAGAUAGAUAGAUAGAUAGAUAGACAGACAGACAGACAGACAGUCAUACAGACAGACAGACAGAUAGAUAGAUAGAUAGAUAGAUAGAUAGAUAGAUAGAUAGAUAGAUAGAUAGAUAGAUAGAUAGAUGGAUGGAUAGAUAGAUAGAUAGAUAGAUAGAUAGAUAGAUAGAUAGAUAGAUAGAUAGAUAGAUACAUAGAUAGAUACAUAGAUAGAUAGAUAGAUAGCGCUAGGUUGAGAUUGAUGAAUUGAUUAAUGGUAUUUCUUUGCGUCUGAUCAUGGUCACAUUCGUAUAUGCUCUGGAGUCUUUGACGCUGACUGCAGAGCUAAAGAGAUGGAUCCUAGCAAUGUGAUUGAGAUGAUAUAGAAGGAUCCUAGGUAUCACUUUUAAAAACCGCAUCACAAACAAAGAGAUUAGAGACAAUGUUACUACAACGAUUGGGCCCCACGAUGACCUGCUAUCUAUUGUAGAAACUAAGACUCUAUGGCCAUAUUACAAGCUUUUUUGGGGCUUGCUACAAGGAACAUUACCAGGAAAAAGAAGAAGAGGCAGACAGAGAACGCGAUUGGAAGACAACAUAAAAGAAUGGACGGGUCACGAGCUGUGCAAUUGAAAAAGAGGUUCUAUCCAAUGCAAAAGACAGCUGGAGAAAGAAGGUUGACAAAUCUUGUGUGGUACCCCGACGGUCCUACAGACUAUGAGAUAGGUCAAGGCCAUUUUUCAUUGUGUAGGAGUCUGGUGUUUUAAGACAUCGGAUUUACCCAAAACGAUGCUUCAGUACCUGACACUUUUUCUAAUGGGAAUAAUGUGUUUUUAUGAUAGCUUAAAAGUGUUUACACCAUCCGGAGAGGCUUGAUUUCUAGUAUCUACAAGUAAGAAGCAAAAUGUCAUUGAACAUCAAUGAAGACUUAAAGGAAUUCCCGUGUACGUUCAACCUGGCCAGAGGGCAUAAAGUAACACAAGAAAGAUUCAGGCACGUCAAGAACAAUGUCGAAAGUGUGAUUGACUGCUCUCCGGAAGAACAAAUCAGAAAUACAAAUAUUCUUACGUGGGUCAUGUUCAACUUAGGCGACAAACAUAAAGCCGUGGAACUGAACAUAGAGGCUCUGAAAGCUUCAGAAGAUAGAAACAUAACCGCUCUUGGCAAUAACGUUUUUAUUAUGUAUAAUAAAGGUAACAAGCUGAAAUCACUAAAUACUCCCUUUCAAAAACUGUUAGCACUUUUAAAGGAUGAGCGAUUUGAACAACUGAAGAUUGAGGCCUUAGCCGAGCAAGCUUACUGCUACACUAGAUUGGGAGGAGAGAAAAAUUACAAGAUAUGUAUUGACUUAUUCAAGAAAUGUGUUGAUCGCUGUCCUCAUAAUUAUGACUGGAAGUUUGGAUUGGGGUUGGUCUACAGGAGAUUCACCAAUUUCUCAUCCAUAAGCCAAGAGCAAAAGGAAGAACUGAUCGCAGAGAGUGCUCAGCUGUUAUUUGAAGUGGCAAGAUGUGGGAAUGAUAAACUAAAAGGCCUGGCUUACGCCCAGUUAGUUGUUGGCUAUAUGACAUUCCCAAAGCAACAGGAUCGAGUUUUUAAAGACUAUGAUUUACAGAGUUUGUGUGAAGAAGCAUUGAAGUACGGAGACCAGAACCCUACGGUAUUGACACACGUUGGGAGAUGCCUGAAAGAUGUAGAUGUUGACAAAGCAAUCGAUCUAUUGAAAAAGUCUCUAGAACUAAGACUAAACAGCAUUGCGUGCCACCAUCUUGGACUUUGCUAUGAGAAAAAGUUCGAGAACAAGCUCUUGCAACGAAAGCCUUGUCCAUUGGAUGACAGCAAGCAUCAGAAAGCAUCAAGUGCAGCUGACAGCAAGCAUCAGAAAGAAUCAAGUGCAGCUGACAGCAAGCAUCAGAAAGAAUCAAGUGCAGCUGACAGCAAGCAUCAGAAAGAAUCAAGUGCAGCUGACAGCAAGCAUCAGAAAGAAUCAAGUGCAGCUGACAGCAAGCAUCAGAAAGAAUCAAGUGCAGCUGACAGCAAGCAUCAGAAAGAAUCAAGUGCAGCUGACAGCAAGCAUCAGAAAGAAUCAAGUGCAGCUGACAGCAAGCAUCAGAAAGAAUCAAGUGCAGCUGACAGCAAGCAUCAGAAAGAAUCAAGUGCAGCUGACAGCAAGCAUCAGAAAGAAUCAAGUGCAGCUGACAGCAAGCAUCAGAAAGAUUCAAGCGCAGCUGACAGCAAGCAUCAGAAAGAAUCAAGCGCAGCUGACAGCAAGCAUCAGAAAGCAUCAAGCACUGAGGAGGACUUUUUAAUGGCAGCUGAAAGAUGUUAUAUCAAAGCUAUUGAAAUAUCCUACGAUGAAAACAUACCAGCAAAACUGCACUUAGGAGAUUUCUAUUUCAGAUUAGAAAAAUUUGAUAAAGCUUUGGCGCAAUACAAUCAGAUCAUCGAUAGUAACCAAGGUUCUAGUUAUCUCUUGUGUUUGGUUAACGCCCGCGAUAAGGCCGGAAAAUGUUUGAAAACAUAUAAUGAUCCAGAUAGUUUAAACGAAGCCCAUGAUCAUUUCACUAAGGCUAUAGCACUUGCGGCAGACUUGGUUUCUAGCAAUAGAGAGAGUGCUGAAAGUACUUCCGCGAUCUGGGAAUCGUUCAAGAAAAUGUUGGAUGAAAAUGAACAGAUGCCACAAUCCCGCACCAAGAACAAGAACAAGAUUAAGCUUCUUGAUUUGGUCCAAGCGCAUCGAGAUAUUGUGCUGCUAGUUGUUCAAUCGUUUCGUCAAGAUCCUGAAACCGAUGAUUUGGAUAUCGUGAAAAGUGGACUAACUAGCGGUUUAAAAAGUGGACAAUACGAAGACGCUUUGCUGAUACUUAACUUAGCAAGCACAAUCGCCGCCAUUACUCUAAACCCGUUGUGGUCUGACCCCGAAAUGCUAGAAAUAAGGGCAGAAACAUACUUGACCACAGCUUGGGCUCGCUUAAUUAAAGAUAGCCCUGAUUACAUUAGAACCUUUCAACAGAUGUUUCAGUUACGUUACGGUCAGUGCGUUGGUAUGGUCAGUGAGGCCGAAGAAGAGACUCUAACUAAGAAAGGGGACAUACUCAUAGUAAACGACGAAACACUUGAUUCUGAAGAGGGUCCAGACAUUACAACGAAAUUAGCCAGCAAUUUACUGAACAUCUUUCAGGUUAUAUUUGGACUUAAGACGUCUAGGAAUUUAGAUAUGAGUACUGACUACAGUCAUAUGCAAGGAGGACUCUUACAAGAAAUGAGCAACUACAGCCUGGUAUUGUUAGUUGUUGGAGAAAAUGACUCAAAUGACUACAACUCUAUGCUCCAGGCAGUACAUAAAGUAGAAGGCCCCGAGAUCCUUCUAGUCAGCCUGAGAGAAAAACCGCACAUAGCUCUAAUCCUGCAGAGUAAAGAAGUUAUACAUGUUGCUCGUGUGCUGCGGAACCACAUCAGGUUCACGGAGACGCUGCCACAGUCUUGUCAGGAGCCAUCCUCAAACGACAUCAUCAACACAUUGUUUCAAGGCGACAAGGAGGCGAUAGUGAGGCUGUUUUGUUGUUUAGCUGGUAAAGAUUUCCACAAAAUUCUUCAGAUUUUCAAGUCCAAAAAUUUGUAAUAUGUAUAUAGAUCAGGGGUUCUCAACCUGUGGGUCGCGACCCCCCUCGGGGGUCGAUUGACGAUUUGCCAGGGGUCGCCUAAGACCAUCGAAAAUAUGGAUUUUUAGUGUCUAUUCUUCUAUUGCUGUGUGUGUGGGUGGGUGUGGGGAGGGGGGUCUAUGCAGAUUGGGGGAUUGUAAAAAGGGGUCGCCGAGCAUAAAAGGUUGAGAACCGCUGAUAUAGAUCCAAAUGUUUCUUCUGUCACAUUAUGUCUUGGUAGGCGUCAACCAUUUACCUUCAGUGGCCUCCUUCAGUGGUAGUCUCGUACGACUAUGGUUCAUCUCGAAUGAUUAUGGUUCAUCUCGAGCUACUAUGGUAGAUAUUUUCUACUUUGACAUGCAUGACUAGAUUGACCUAGAGACACACGUAAUCAUCUUCAUUUUUUAAGUAGCGUCUGCAUUUUAUAAGAUAAGAUAAGAUUGUCAAAUUUUGAGUUAAGUGUAGUUUGUAUCCUGAAAUUGAAAAGAGUAUCUUUUAUCUGAUUUAAGAACAAUAAAAAAAAUAAAACGUUUUGAAUAUUUUUUUCUUAUAAUUCUUUACUAUAGAAAGAAUAUUAUAGAUAAUUUAGCUGAUUUAACAUUAAAAGUGAUUAUUUCUCUUUGA
Messenger RNA from Biomphalaria glabrata, 4345 nucleotides. RefSeq lists its product as uncharacterized. The record is from RefSeq and is a predicted model, not a curated record. The transcript has 5 exons. Lineage: Eukaryota; Metazoa; Mollusca; Gastropoda; Planorbidae. Bases 988 to 3702 code for a protein of 904 amino acids. Gene Ontology annotation, molecular function: protein binding.